Messenger RNA from Encephalitozoon romaleae SJ-2008, 486 nucleotides. RefSeq names its product N-terminal acyltransferase complex subunit Ard1. The transcript has a single exon. The coding region runs from base 1 to 486 and encodes 161 amino acids. NCBI's taxonomy places the organism in Eukaryota, Fungi, Microsporidia, Unikaryonidae. The record is from RefSeq and is a predicted model, not a curated record. Gene Ontology annotation, molecular function: acyltransferase activity, transferring groups other than amino-acyl groups.
AUGGAGAAGGAAAAGAAAGCAGAACACGUUGUAUUCAGAGGCAUGAGAUUCAAAGAUUUGCUACAGGUCCAACAACUAAAUGUCAAAAACUCAACUGAAAACUUCUUAUUGGGAACGUUCCUGAAUUCCCUAUCGAUGUCUUAUACAACCUCUUUUGUUGCAGAGACGGAUGAAAAGGUGAUAGGAUACUCGGAGGCCGUCUUUUUCAAGAGUAAGAUGAAAGGGCACAUCUACUCCAUUUGUGUGGAUGCGCCCUUCAGAAGGAGUGGGAUUGGCAGAAGACUUGUUAAUCUUUCCAUAGAUGCCAUGAGAAUAGAGUCGCAAGGAAGAAGGUGUGAGAUUGAUCUUCAUGUACGGGCAUCGAAUGUUGGGGCAAUUAGUCUGUAUAGGUCUGCCGGAUUUGAGAUCAGGGAGGCCAAUAUUCCCUACUAUGAGGCCGGGGCAGCAGGACAUAGAAUGAGCUUAUGGCUGGAGUCAAGUACAUGA